AUGGAUCCAUACCUCUCUCGAACUCUCCAAUCGCUGACUCGGAGCAAGAUUCACGAGCUGAAAAAACAACGAAGUGAAUACGAAUCUCGCAAAGCCGAAGUUCUCGUGGCCGCAGCUCAGCGCUCAAUCCUUCGCGAUAAAGUCGCAUGCCUCCUGGCUGGAACCAAGGAGCUCGCACCGGGCGCCAGCCAUGACAACGCCAUUUCCAAUAUCGAGCACUGGAUUGAACAGGCGAAAUACGAUUCAUCGAUCCCUUUAGAGAAGCUCGAAGAGUUCGAAACACACCUGCGUAACGCCUUGGACGCCCAUAGCCGAAAGCUGAGUCUUGCGGAUUUGUAUUCACGGCUGUUGACCGAGUGGAUGAACCCGCCAUCCAAUCAGACCAACGAGGCUGUAGAAUUCUCCAGCGAAGGCGACGAUUUUCUCUUUGUUGAUGAGCGGCAAAAGCAGAGACUCAAGCAAUUAUGCGAUCAGUUCGAGAGAACAGUCUUCGAGCCUUAUGAAACAGAACCAAUUGCAAUUGACUCGUUUCUGUCUGGCCUGUUCCCCACCGAGAAGAGCAAGAAUGCGCUAGAAUCCUUGCGUGAGAGUAUCCGGAGAUAUCUGGCGGCUAUCUGGGAAGAGAAAAACCCGUUUACGAUCGACUCGCUGUCUGCAUGCAUCCGGGGCAUUCAGACAGAGGAAAUUGUAAGCGAAGAGAAACAAGAGACCUUGAAACACUUCCUCAACAGCAAAGUUGUGCUGAACGAGAUUGCCGAUGUCCUCAACAUGCGAUACACGGACUUGAAGAAUUGGGACUGGCAUGCUGAUGACGAGGGUGUCCCUGUGCUUCCUCGUCAGCAGCUGAAUGGCAAAUACAGAAUCUGGAUGGAUGAUGAUGUCCUCGAGACCAUUUUCGUGGAACACAUCUGCAUCAAGCUUUGUGUUACGCUCAAAGCCAUUCUAAAAGACUACAUUCAGAGUAACGCUGGUUGGAAGUUCGCGCAAGGUCCGGAAUUGACGACUCGUGAUCGCCAUCGACGACAAUAUUAUCUUGAAGAAAGACUUGAUCAUCCUAACAACGUUGAAAGUCGUCGUAAGCAGGACUAUCUCGAUACAUUUUUCCUUGCAUCUAUGCCAGCAGACGAAGACACAUUGGCGGGCCGUAUUUGUGGUUAUGACGAAGACGAAGAUGAUGGUCAACGAGGAAGCUUGGCCUCAAAAAGCGUGAAACAGCAGCUUCUGAGAAAGAUAGUGACGGAGACGAUUUUCCGUCGUCAGUUCUAUGGUCAGGCUGCUGUGAUCCAAUCUGAUCUGCAGUGGUAUGCCACGUCGAUUCCGCAUAGCACCGCCUGCACCAUCUUGGAGUUCAUCGGUUUCUCGCAAGACUGGAUUAGGUUUCUGCGGAAGUACCUUGAGACGCCUUUGAACAUGGACAACGCAUUCGAAGGGCACGAGAAGGUCGGACCUCGCAAGCGCAGACGAGGUAUUCCGAUCGCACAUGCCUCUGAAAAAGUCAUCGGGGAACUGAUCCUAUUCUUCAUGGAUUGCGCCGUAAAUGAAAAGACAGGCUUGCUUCUGUAUCGUCUCCAUGAUGAUAUUUGGCUGUCUGGUGAUCCUGAGAAAUGUGCACAGGCAUGGGAAGUCAUGCAAACGUUCGCCAACAUCACCGGCCUCCAGUUCAACGAAAGUAAGUCUGGGUCUGUUUGUCUUGGUGACGCUGUUGGCAAAGAAAUGAAGUCCCGCAUGCCUCAAGGCCCGGUCAAAAUCGGCUUCUUGAUGCUGGACCCGGUAACCGGAGACUGGGUCAUUGAUCAUUCUCAAGUCGAUGCACAUGUUCGGCAGCUGAAGACUCAGCUCGAUAACUGCAAUAGCGUCAUUUCAUGGGUUCGUACCUGGAACAGCUGCAUUGGGCGGUUUUUCAAGAACACGUUUGGUGAGCCGGCGCACUGUUUUGGACGUCCUCAUAUCGAUGCCAUUCUUGACACGUACAAAAAGAUGUAUGAUGUCAUAUUUGAGACAGAAAAUACCAAGACCGGGCGUACCGUCGCAGACUAUCUGAGAGGAAGAAUUGAGUCAGACUUCAACGUCUUCGAUGUUCCAGAUGCGUUCUUCUUCCUUCCUGAGAAGCUUGGCGGUCUUGGCCUACGAAACCCCUUCGUUUCGAUCUUCAUGCUACGCGAUAGAUUGAAAUAUUCGCCACGAGAGCUCAUGGACAUUUUCAUAAUCAACGAACGUGAGAUUUACGAAGCUGAAAAAGAAGUUUUUGAAAAGAGGACCGCGACUCAGCAACGUCGAAUUUGGCAGACUAUGGAGAACGACCAUGAGCUCGAUGAGCUCAAGGAUGCUUUCCCGUCAGGUAAGAAGGACAAUUUUCCAUCUUUUGGCGAAUGGAGCAAGUUCCGUGAAGUCAAAAGCUCCAAAUUAUGCGGACUAUAUGGCGCUUUCAUGGAGGUGCCUAGCUCGACCUACCCGAAGACAACAAGCGCAGUAGAAGAUGCGGUCACAAUGGCCCAGAGCAUUUUUGACAUCGGAAAUCAAGGAGCAGAAAUGAAGUGGACUCUGUACCUGUACGUAGAGGACCUUAUGAUUAAAUUCGGUGGGCUGAAUUUGGUGGACAAGCAGUUUUUGCCCACGGGUGUGCUUGACAUGAUCAGAGGGCAGAAGGUGAGGUGGCAGAUGGUGCUAUAG
Messenger RNA from Penicillium maclennaniae, 2670 nucleotides. Its product is annotated as reverse transcriptase. The transcript has a single exon. NCBI's taxonomy places the organism in Eukaryota, Fungi, Ascomycota, Eurotiomycetes, Eurotiales, Aspergillaceae. The record is from RefSeq and is a predicted model, not a curated record. Bases 1 to 2670 code for a protein of 889 amino acids.